This is a messenger RNA of Olea europaea var. sylvestris, 672 nucleotides long. Its product is annotated as protein COP1 SUPPRESSOR 2-like. The coding region runs from base 1 to 636 and encodes 211 amino acids. The transcript is spliced from 5 exons. The record is from RefSeq and is a predicted model, not a curated record. Lineage: Eukaryota; Viridiplantae; Streptophyta; Magnoliopsida; Lamiales; Oleaceae.
AUGGAACUAAAAAUAUCGAAAAGCUUGACAGCAUUCCAAAAACUAAAUUCCCUUACAACAUUUACUAGGAAUAACUAUGAAACUUCUCUGUUGAUGGAAGUGGUUGGAAUUGCUGUAAUACAGUCUUCCCUCAAUAUAAGUGUUGCAAUUUCUGGUUUAACUAUAUUAUCAAUUAUAAACGACUUACUGCCUUUGGCUGCAAUUAUAUUCCCUAUAUUUUUCCUUCAGGUGAAGAGGCGAAGCUCAGAAGAAUGCUCUAUUCAGUGGACUACAGGAAUAGCUGAAAUUCAGCUUCCAGUUGAGUACGUUUGGCUCUAUUUAUUUGUUGGCUUAAUUUCAUCCGUUAUUUCUCAUAGUGAAUUGCUCACCUCGUCUUCGUUACUUUUUAACUUAAACUACAACCAUAUAAUGGCAGAGCAUCCUGAGCUUUACGAGGGUAAAGGUGAAGACAAUAUUGGUCCAAUUUCUAGACAUUCAGAUUCAGUUACUGAUGUAGCAGCUCGAAGGCCAGCUGCAACAGACCAGUUAAUGCUUGAGCGAUUUCAGAAGCAACAACACCAUCGUCUGAUGUACCACACCAAAGCAUUCAGAUGGCCUGAGAAAUAUCACUAUAAUGCACCAAAGCAGCAUUCAUAGCCAUUACAAUCACUUUUUAUCAAGGCAAAACGUGAA